Molecule: messenger RNA, 1431 nt
Organism: Echinococcus granulosus
Lineage: Eukaryota; Metazoa; Platyhelminthes; Cestoda; Cyclophyllidea; Taeniidae
Product: Protein DGCR14
Exons: 6
Coding region: 1-1431 (476 amino acids)
Cellular component (GO): catalytic step 2 spliceosome
Source: RefSeq, a predicted model, not a curated record
AUGAGCAACCCAAAUAUUGUUUCGACCAGCGAUGGAUCAAAGCAACUCGUCACCUUCAGUAAGAUUCAGCAAAAAGUUGUGCGUCAAAAUAUCCGUUCAGAAGAUGAGUAUCUGAGUCAUAUCGGCAGCAUCAUCCAACGUGACUUUUUUCCUGAUUUGGCUGAACUCAAAGGCGAGGCCCCAGCUGAUGAAGUUGUCGAUGGUUCUGAAACUCCCCCUGGUCCUCCCACUCAGAAUCCUCAACGCGACGCCACAUCAGUAAGGCUGGACACGUACCUUGCCAACAAUACUACUGAAGACAACGCCUCAUUCAUAGAAAUUAUCGAAGAAUCUGAGCGAAAACGGGAGGCCAAGUUGGCUAAAUUUUUUCCUUCUAGAUCACCUGCUUCCUCUUUGUCGAUUACCGCAGGGACAUCAGACGCUCCAUUAUCUAUCGAAGGUUUGUCCCACUCCGAAAUUCAAAUCACUUCUCAGUCCAAGAAUGAGCAAUCAGCAAAACAUGAGCCUCCUCCCAGUGUGGAAAGCAUAACCAGUCACAACACCGUCCACUUUAUCCCCGACGGCGCGCCGUUAACCACGCAGGAACUUACUGAGCACUUUGAUCGUGAGCGACGCAUCUGCCCUGCCAAUAGCCGCUUCAAGCGUCCCAUGGCGCCGGUAAUGGACAAACGCAAAUUGGUCGGAAUGGGGGGCCAACUCAAGGCCGGCCGCUUUGGUAUCGACGGGAAAGAAGUUGUAGGCACUGAGAGUCUACUAUCAACACCACAAGCUGGUGGCUACAAAUUCAUGGAUACCUCAGCUUCACCUGUCCUCUCAGCUUUUGGCGGUGCAGGCAGCACACCCCUCAUAACCUGGGGUGAGGUAGACUCCACGCCCUAUCGUUUGGAUGAGGAGACGGGGCACACACCUCUCGUCUCUUCUUUUCGUCUUCCUUCGCCUUCGAAACGCGAGGCUCUCGCGCACCAAUUGGCUGACAAAGCGGGACGGCAGCGAGCGAAAGGUCGUGCAGAAGCCAUGAAAUUGGCCAAGAGUGGUCUCCUCCUCAGUCCUUACGCGGCCAAAAUGAUGCUUUCGCCGGCAGCGAAGCGUCUACUAUCCACUACUGCAGGCAGUAGCAGUGGCGGUAAAUUGGCUUUUGGUGGAUGUCCGAAUUCGAGUGUUCGAGUAACCCCACUAGGCUCAACACCGCGUCGAUUGCCCUCGGAUAUUGGAGUAAUUCGGCGACCACCGACGUCGUCUGUAAGCAAGCCGUCUACUCCGAGACGGGAUCGUGAUGGAGGAGAAAGGGGGUUGGAGAAUGGAGUGGAUUUGACAAAGGAUUUGCUUAACCUCUCUGGACCGAAAAGUGCCACCUCACCAACUAGUGAGAGCUCUUUCGAACAGAGCGCAUUCACACCCAAAGCUCGGUUUUUCGCCACCUGUCUCAUAUAA